Molecule: messenger RNA, 4613 nt
Organism: Spodoptera littoralis (African cotton leafworm)
Lineage: Eukaryota; Metazoa; Arthropoda; Insecta; Lepidoptera; Noctuidae
Source: the annotation of a GenBank genome assembly
GCAAGAUGUCAAUUACAUGAUAAUGUCAAUGGCUUAUUUUAUAUUUUCUUUGAUUGGCUUUUAAAAUUAAUUUCUUAACUAUAAGUGUAGUUCCAUGUAGAGGGUGGUUUCAUUUUGGUCUCUGCGGUCAGCAGUCGAAAUUAUUGUGAGAAAAUCUAUUAGUAGAUUUUGUUUAACCGCCAUCAGAAUCAAACUCAUAAUAAAACAUGGCUAUAACUUCAUUCGAUAUUUCGUGUAAUAUAAAUAAAGUACCAAUUGAAUCAACUUGUUCAGCAAUUAGUUCGAAAGGAGAAAAUUCAUGUCGAUUAUUAAAAAUAAAUAUAGCGACGGACAGAAGCUUGUCAAGCAAUGCUAGUAGGCGUACUAAUAAAUCUAAAAAGAACAGCUCCCGGUCUCCGUAUCUGGCUAACGACAGAGUUCAAUUACUUUCAAGAGUUACAGAAAAAAGAAUGGUUCAUCAAAAAACAACUGACAUUGUUUCGUCUUUUCCGUUGGCAGUAAAUAUUUACAAAGCAAGUUCUGAUGAAUUCAAAUCACCAAAAAAAGCUAAGAAAGUUAAAAAAUCUGUGCUAACUCUUCCAAACGAUCCGGCUCCAACGCCACAAAUAUGCACAGUAAGUGAUAUGAAUGAUUCGGAAUAUUGCGAAAAACUGAGCCUAGAUCGCAAACAGAAAGUUAUUAAAAAGCGUAAUCCAACUCAAAAUAACAGGAAGACUCGAGUGCGACAAAAAGAUUUUGAAUUUUACGACAGAGACGCACGAUUUUGUUCCCAACUAAACAUAGAUCUAGAUUGUAGCUCGACAGACAUGAUGAAAAAUUUCAAUGGAGACGGCAGUAAAGUGUUCACCAAGAAAAAAUUAACAUCUUGUAAACCUCAAUCAGGUAUAUCUGGCAACCUGAGUGAUGUUUGGACCGUGCUUAGAAAUAUAAACAAGUUUCAGUUUAGGCCAUCACCUCCGGCGUCGGAAGAAAGCAUCAUACCAGUAAAAAAUAAAUCACAUAAAAGAAGGCGAAAUCGUAAAGACGCACGAGUGAUUGAGACUUGUCAUACCAAAGAGUUUGCAUACAUAUCUAGUUACGAAGUGGAUGAUAAAUCUCCCCGUACUUUCUCCCCAUCCUCUAGUGCAGACCGAAUCACGGUUAUUGAAAAACAAAAUGAAUUUAGUAAAAUAUGCAAAGAAUUUGAAAAACGACUUCUUAAAACCCACGAUUUUCUUAAAGACAGUAGUAAUACCGUUAAUACAAAAAUUAAAAGUCCGAAACUUAAAAACCAGUUUAAAAGUUCCAAAAAGAAUAUGAAAGCUAUAACUAAUGUUGGAACAAAAGAACAUAAACCUACUUUGAAAAAAAAGAAGAAGAAAGCGAAGCGUCCUAUCGAUCAACAAAGUAAAUUUGCACCAACUAGUAGCAGUGGAAAUAGAGACUCACUAUUGGAUGCUGAAACACUAAAACUCAAUUAUAAUUCUGAUGUAUCAUUACAUAAAGCUAAAACAAAUGAUAGUACGUGCCAUACUAAAGGAAGCUUCGUUUAUUCAGAUUAUUCAGGUUCAAGCAAAGCUGAACUACCACAAAAACAGGAUGAACAAAAGAGUAUUGGUGGUAAAUUACUUGCGGCGUGCAGUCAGCGCGCCGGCUGCGAGGUGAAAGCUUUUAACAAUACCUACCUAGAUGCGACGUUGUUUCGCUGGCGCCUGGUGGGCGGCGCGCCGUCAUCUCGCCGACGCCGCGCUGUUGGCGCGCGGGCGGCGCGUCAGAAAUCAAAUGUAAAUUCUGUUUUGCUAGUAAAUAACUCAUCUCCAGUAGGCAUAACCAAGGAGCAAUUGUUGCCUACUAGUUUAAUCUUACCUAAGGAAUGUGAUCCUCCAAAAAGGAAACCACGUUUGGUUACUACAAUGCCGAGUUCAUGUAUAAUACCAAAAUUAACACAGACUGAAGUAAAAAGAAGACUAGCGAAUAUCAGGUUUCCAAUCGUCGUCUUAGGAAAAGAUCAAGUCAGUUCAGGUGUAAAGGUAAUUGAUUACGAUCCACCACAAUUCAGUGGCUUAGAAGACCACAUAUGGCCAUUUAUGGUGGAUUGGUCUUCGAAAACCACGAAAACUGCCGUACAUCACAAUAGCACUAUAAACAAAAAAAGUGUUUCUUUUGUGUCGGACACAAAUUCAAGUAAGUCGCGCAAAACCAAUACAAAAGUAACCAUACCCAAACCAUCGCCGGUAACUUGCACGGACAAGAAAACUGUAACUAUUGAAACAGCUCCUAUAAAUAAGAAGAAAGUUGAAGUUAAAUAUCCACCUUCUACUGAUAUAGCUGACAAGUUAUUGCAAUGUUCUAAGAAGCAAAAAUCGAUUGUACAAUUGAAAGACAAAAUGUUGAACUUUUUAUAUAAAAAGACUUCAAAUCGCACCGUUAAUUCAAACAUUGAUCAAAAUGUUGAAAGCAAAUCAAAUCCUGAAAUUGAACUGAAGCCUACAAAUCCUUCGGUUCUUAAUGAUGCAACUAAGAGAAAAGCUGUUCCCAACUCGUUUCCAGUGGUGGGGAGAAACAAGAAACCCCAAAUUUAUACAUAUCCAUGGGCCAAAGCGAAAUGGGCGAGUGAUUUCAUAGAAAAUGUUAUAAGGAAAAUCCGAAACGGAGUUUAUUACAAUCAAGAACAUAAAGAUUUUAGUCAGAUAUUUCCAAUUGGUAACAUAAUUAUUGAUUAUAUUAGUAUAUUCAAACUUUUAUCGCAUUACCUAACAAAGUUUAAUAAUGUAAUUAAAAUUAUUAAUAUUAUAUUCUCCGUUUUAGAUUUAAAAGAAGUCUCAGUACAAACUGGAUCAUUGUGCGAUUUUUCAGAUUCUACACAGAGUUAUGAUAGUGAUACAGAUCCUGUGCAUGAUCUAAUAGAACUUCCUAAUAUACCAGGAUUUAAUCAUACACAACCUGUACUUGAAAUCAAAACGCUAAAUACAAACCAAAUUGCAGUGAAACACUGUGUGACGAAUGUUAUGGUGCAGUUUGACGUAACAGUUCCAGCUAAGGACACCAAAAGUACUACUAGUAUCACUAAAACUUUACCUUUAAUACCAUUAGAGGUAACAGAUAGCCAUACGAAAGUAUACAAAUGCAAAACAACCAUUUUUAAUGGUAUGUUACCUGCGGAGAUAUGCAGUAUUCUACCGAAAAUGAUGAACAAUAUCAUCAAUUCAUCAAAUACAAAUAUUGGCACAGACAACUCCUUCACAAUAAGUCCAACAAAAACAGAAUCCUGUUUAUCCACGAUAACGGAACAAGCUCGGUAUGAAAAUGCUGAAUCCUUGAGUCUCAAAAUAUUGAGUGAUCUCUCAACAUCCAAAUUGAGAAGAAGUUUCGAAGGAAGUUUUUCAAAUAAAGCCCUGAUUAAACCAAUAUUUAAGAAAAACGUUUUUCAAAUUGAUUACAACAUUUGUUUCGCGACCGAUCUAUUACCCCAGGUUUCGUUGGACGAUUUACUGCAGUAUGAAGUGAGUCCAUUAGCUGUUGAAGUGGACAAUUGCAAAUAUGAACAGUUGCAUUUACCUUCAAAUGGACCCGUAACUGAUUUAGUACCACCUACUUGCACUACUUUGGCAAUGUACACUAGUACUACUAACAGAUUAACUGCAGCUUCCUCAUCCUGUGAUCUUAUUGAUAUGAUGAAAAGUUUAUGUGACUGUAAACAACAUAAAAUUGAUUCAUUGUUCAAAGCAUCGCCAAAAGGCAAUGUCAACAAAAGAGUACGAGGCAAAGCUCCUAUAAAAUGUAUAGAAUACGUAAAUACAGUGCUAGCAAACAGAACUAAGAGCACAGAAGUAAGCCAAGUUACAUUUAACAAAGUCAAAAGAAAAGGAUUAUAUAAACUUUAUAGAAAAUGUAAAUCAACCACUAAUGUACUGAUACCAGGGGACAAAAAUCCUUAUACACCACUAAAUAAAAUCACAACUAUGGAUGAAUUCUUUCAAGUUCUUGGAUCCAAAAAAUUGCUUUCUAGCGUCUUUGAUGGGUAUUCUUCAGAAAAAAUUUUAUCCUCGAUAUUGGAGAUGAAGAAUUGGAUAUCUGAAAUAAACGCGAAGCAGGCUUUACUGAUUUUAUUACUGACGAAUAAGAAAGAUACGCAGAAUUUAGUGCGAUUCAGGCCAAUAAUUCUGCAGGGUAUCGCAGUCAACAGGAUCACUCGAGCUACUGAAUUAGAUAUGGAGAUUGAAGUCAUUGAAAGAGAAAAUUUAAAUAAAUUUUCGCAGUUUGAUGGAAUAUCAUACUUGCCGGCUUCUGUCACGGAAUAUGACAAUCUUUUAGAAGAGUUAUACUGGAUAGCUAAGACUACUGCUUCAGAUUAUCAAAGACCUUUUGAUGAAUCGUCAGAAAGGCUUCUGAAGUCUUUGUUGGAGAAACGUAAGAAGUUAAAUCCAUCGUAUCUCAGAGUAAUGGCACGCUAUGUGGGCCUCGGACUACUUAAACCGCCGGCAAAAUGCUAAAAAUUAAAACGUGUGCUGUUUUAAAUUAUUUAAUUGACAUAAAUUAUUGAAGUUUGUGAUAGUCUGAAAUUGACGAGUGGUUUGUAAGUAAUAUUUAUUUUAUAUAUCUAUUUAUGGUAAUAAAUAUUUUAUAAAAUUAAA